AUGGGUUGUGCUCACGGCGCAAACACUUCAAGACCACCUUGCCAGUUUCAAGUUCUCUCUCAGCUUGACCUGAAGUCCAAUAUGCCGAAGGCAGAGAAAGGCGGAGUUUUCAGAAUGGGGAACAACUGCUCAGCGCCACAUCCACAGCCUUCAGGUGACGAGGGCAAUUCUCAUCUAGCAAAUGGCAACGGCAGCUCCACCGGGGAUCUCGGUAGAGAGCCAUCAACUUUUCUUUCGCCCUCAAUUCCACGUGUGGAAGCUAGUGAUGCAGAACUUGUCAAUAGACAAAUUCUGCCCGCAACGGUUUCCAGGCCCGCAGCAAACCGCCCUUUCAUUACGUCUUCAUUUCCUGCAUCAGUACCCAAGCCUGCGGCCGUGAGAUCUACGGGACCAGGUUCUGUCUCAACAGCUAUUCCCACAACGCACCUUUCGAAUCUCACAGUUGAAGGUUUAGCUGCUAAACCAGGAUACUGGCCAAUAUUUCCAAAUGCCGGUCGGAUAGUGUGGCCGCGUCCAGAUGCCAUGAAAGCACAAGAGUCAGCGGUAUCAGGUAUGAGCAGGCGACCAAGCCAGCAGAGAGUCGCAGAGCUGAAGGAGAAUGAUCUAGUCGACGUUGCACCAACUAGGAAAUAUGCUCUCGACGCUGAUCGUGCGGCUCAAGCAGCAAAUCAGUCUCAGACAUAUCGUCCCACAUCAAACUACGAUAAAGUUCGAUCCAUGAGCUCCGCCAACACGACCAAGCCACAAGGUCGUCGUCCUUCUGAGUCUGUCACCGGACCAGAGGUCACACCGAACAAACAAACUUCGAACACUUUAAACCAACCUGUCAAGCCGCAGACAACGUCCAGUCCAGCCUGGGAUCGUUUUUUGGAGAAGAGAAAGCGUGAUAGUCUGGGUUUGAUACCAGUUGCGAACAGUAUUAGUGUUUUCGAUACACUUGGUGCUGGAGCUUCUGCCUCACCUGCUUCACCAUCUGAAACUGCGCAAACUGUUACACCUGCCACACCUGCUGCGCUUACUGCGUCCAAAUCUGCUGGGAUUUUCGGUCCAAUAUCCUUGCCAGACGGGCACGACUAUCGUGAAAAGUCAAAAGAGGGCUUUAAGCUCCCACCUCUGUCUGUGAGCAAAAUACGUCAACCUGUCCCUGAGCAAUCGAGUGAAACCAACAAUGACCUGACCAGCUCAAUCGGGUCUCAGGAAGAUAUAGCAAAUGCAACGUCACAUUGGCUUUCGCUGUCGACCCAAGAUGUACACAAUUCUAGCGUUCCGCCAAUGCUCCAGGAGCAGUAUGAUAUGCACCGUGCCAUCGCUACUAUGAUCAAGAACUAUGAACAUCCGAAGUACGCCGCCAUCAAGGAAAAAUUCUCUAAGAUGGAUCGAACAAACACCGAACUCUUCGAGUUGCAAACACAUAUGAAGAAACAGCAGGAGGCCGCUGUACAAGCUGUUCAGACUCUACAGGAGCAAGUGGUAGCAGCAGAGCGAGCGCGAGAACAGCAAAGCGACAAUGUCACAGAUAUACUUUCCAUGCAUGAAGAGGAACAUAAUCAGCGCAAUCUUGAGCUUAAGAAGACUAUUGACAUGAACCAAAAGGCUCUACAUAGGUAUAUCUAUGAGCUCAAAAAGGUUCAUGAAGGGAACAGGAAACUGCAAGAGGAAUUUAACUCAAACCUCAACAAAGAGCUUGAGAAGAUUCACAAGGCCCAUGUCCAACGCAUUUACGAUCUCCAGAUUUCUACGGAAAAGACCCAGAAGAGUCAUAGCACAGCACUCAAGAUGGCGAACGAGCAGAUCCUGAAGUUGCAGAGUCAGAGAGACGGGCCACUGAUACACAUACAGACCGAGUUCAAGUCGCUCCGGGCAGCCGCAAUGAGCCAGGAAGAGGUUUGGAAAGCAGCAGAGGAGCGUCUUCAGCGGACCUUGGUAGAGGAGCGCAUCAAGUUGGACGAUAUAAAGCCACACUUUGAAAAGCAAAUCGAAGAGCUACAAGAUGCACAGAAGCGUAUCACGACCUGCAUGAGCGACGUCCUGUCAGAAGUCGCCCGUAAAACUGAGAUGGACGCCGAGGUGAAGAUGCAAAAGAAACAACUCAAGGAGUUCAGAGAGAAUGUGAACGAAGUCUUUCGCAAAGCAGAUAGUAAGAUCAAAGUUGUCGAAGGCGUAAUCAGCUCUUUGACUACUCAACUAGCAGAUAUACGCACCAGCACGCAGACCAAUACGCAGACCAGCAUGCAGAACCCGAGUGAGGAUCUGAGCAUUUUGAAAGCAGGAAUCGAGACUGCGUCAUUUGACAGCGCGAAGAAACACCAGCAGGUCACGGAUGAGAUGCAGAAGAUAAGUACCGACGUCGCAGAUAUUCGAGGCCUCAUCGACACCAAAUCCAGCGACACCAACACCAUGCUCGAGCGUGUCGAGACCGCGUACCAAUCCACCACAUCCCAGAUCUCCGCCUUCACAGCCCGUUUCGCCGCCCUCGAAGAAACCCAAUCCCAACUCCAGACCCUGCUCACCGACUCCCUCUGUGUCAAAGCCGAGCAAGACCAAUUCCAGCAAGCCAUAACAACCGACAUCGCCUCCCUUCGCGCCGAGCUCCGCCAAGCAUCCCGCCUCAUCGCCGCCGUGCAAGCAGAGAACGUAGGCUUAAAGAAAGCGAUCGACAAGGCGAACGAGCCUGCGGACAUAGAGUGGAUGGAGGUCAGCGGCCGCGAUGUCCCCUUUGCUAACAUUCCACCUAAUUCAUCGCCGACCAGGCACCCCCCGUCUUUUCAUGGCUCGCUUAGUGGUUCAAUGCAUGGCUCGCCGGCGCGCAGUGUUCCGUUUCAUACACAGCUUCCUGGCGUGGGAGGAAUGCAUCCAGGCGGGAAUAUGUAUGCCAGCCAUGGCUUGAAUGGUAACCCCAUGUAUGGCGGCCCAAUGUAUGGACAGAGUGGAGGGUACCCGUUGAGGGGACACCCAGGUUCGAAUGCAUCGGGAUGGUCCUGA
Molecule: messenger RNA, 2982 nt
Organism: Pseudovirgaria hyperparasitica
Lineage: Eukaryota; Fungi; Ascomycota; Dothideomycetes; Acrospermales; Acrospermaceae
Exons: 4
Coding region: 1-2982 (993 amino acids)
Source: RefSeq, a predicted model, not a curated record